ACUUCGCUGACCGGGAUUUCGACAUUUUGCGCUACUGUUUGAGGCUUCCCCAUCUGUGGUAGCAAUGUCCUCUCUAAACUCAAAUACACUUCAAAUCAAGUAUAUACAUAAUUCUGUUGCAAUGGUGACGAGCUGUCCGUUGUCAGCUAAUCUGCAGGUCAUUGACCAACAAGUCCGAGAAUUGUGUAGUUUCACCAAAGAUCAACCAUUUACAAUAAAAUGGAUCGACGAAGAACACGACCCUAUCGUUAUUUCCUCGGAAAUUGAAUUAAAAGAGGCGUUCCGACUUCACGAAGUAAAUAAAGAAUGGCAACUAACGGUUCAUGUAUUUAAUGGGGUUCCAAGUGAACCGGGUAAACCCUGUCCUGGCGAAGAUAUUAAUAUGUACCGAAGAGGUGCUAAACGAUGGAAAAAGAAAUUUUAUUUAUUGCAUGGUCAUCAGUUUGCUGCCAGACGAUUCAAUCGGAAUGCUGUAUGUGCUUACUGUAAGGAACGUAUAUGGGGUUUGGGACAACAAGGGUUUAAAUGUAUUAAUUGUCGUCUUCUACUUCAUCGUCGUUGUCAAGGUGGAGUGCGCCAUAAAUGUGGUGAAGCAUUUAUCAGACCGUCCUAUCAAAAUAUGCGUUCAAUCUCUACAUUUUCCACCGGUUCCACUCCUACUGUGUGGGAUAAUAAUGGAAACAGACCUACAACCAUAGCAACAAAUCUAUCUUCUGAAACAAGUAAUACACUCCCACCUCAUCUUCCUGUUACUAUUCAAUCAUACAAAGAUGAACCAAGACCACCAAAGCAAGAGAAAAUCAUUGCUUUAAGUGAAAGAGAAUCAAAUCAAACAUCAGACAAACACAUUACGCCAACAUCCGAUAUAAAAAACAAUCUCAAACCAGGUUCAGACAAUUUAAUAAUUGAAAGAAGUGGUGUUCACCCUAGUAGUGUACCAGUCCCCGUUUCUAUCAUUGAUAAAGUUGAUGAUAAGUCCAUACCAAUCAUAGAACAGCGCAUUAUAGAUAUUCCUGAUAUUCCAAUCACUUCUGGACGGGUUGGUUUACAUGAUUUCAAUUUACUCAAAGUGAUUGGUCGUGGUAGUUAUGCUAAAGUAUUUCAAGUAGAGCAUAAACCAACUAACCGUAUAUAUGCAAUGAAAGUUAUUAAAAAAGAAACUAUUCUUGAUGAAGAGGAUAUUGAUUGGGUUCAAACAGAAAAACAUGUAUUUGAGUGCGCUACUAACCAUCCAUUCUUAGUUGGUUUACACUCGUGUUUCCAAACUAGAAGUCGAUUAUUCUUUGUCAUUGAAUUUGUCAAUGGUGGAGAUCUAAUGUUUUAUAUGCAACGUAAUCUUCGUUUAGCAGAAGAUUAUGCACGAUUCUAUGCAGCUGAGAUUUGUAUCGCAUUAAAUUUUCUCCAUGAACGUGGGAUCAUUUACCGAGAUCUCAAGUUAGACAAUGUUUUGAUGGACAGCGAAGGUCAUAUUAAACUAACUGAUUAUGGAAUGUGUAAAGAAGGAAUCAUCGGAGAUAUGACUACAACUACAUUUUGUGGUACACCGAAUUAUAUUGCUCCUGAAAUACUGAAAGGGGAAAGUUAUAGUUUCAGUGUUGACUGGUGGGCUUUAGGCGUACUUAUGUUUGAGAUGUUAGCUGGUCGAUCUCCUUGGGAAGGUGUUGGACAGUCAGCUAAUCCAGAUCAAAAUACUGAGGAUUAUUUAUUUCAAAUCAUUCUCAGUCGUCCAAUUCGUUUUCCACGUUCUAUUUCUGUUCGUGCAACUAGCAUACUCAAUGCAUUUCUCCAAAAGGUGCCAACUGAACGGCUUGGAUGUGCGCCAAAUUCAAGUUUUGGUGAUAUUAUGGAGCAUGGAUUUUUCAAACCAAUCGAUUGGGUAGCUUUAGAAAGGAAGGAAGUUCAUCCUCCUUAUCGUCCAACAUGUGGAGGCGAUAGAGAUCUGAUACAUUUCGAUCCUGCAUUCACCGAUGAACCUGUAGUGCUUACACCAGAUAACGAGGCAGUGAUGUCACGUAUGGAUCAAACAGAAUUCGAUGGUUUCGAAUAUGUGAAUCCUUUACUCAUGUCGUUAGACGAACAAGUUUAGUUGGGAUUUUCGUUCUCUCCUCAAUUCUCUUCCCCAAUAACUUGUGUUAAUCUACCUACGAUCUGUGUCUUCUUUUUUUAUCACUUCUAUUCAGUACUACCACCAUAUCUAUUGAAAACUUAAUAAGUAGUAUUUUAUAUUGAAUUUUUUUUAAUAAUUUACUGUAAACAUUCCAUAUGAUUCUACUAGCGAAAUUUAAAAAAAAAUUGUUUAAAUCAUUUACCAACAGUUCAAUGUUAAAUUAACUCAAAAGAAAAAACAUAUCAAAUAUUAAAAUAUUUUCACUUUUAUUGAUUUUAGGGUAUAAUUCUUGAAUUGUUUUUUUUUAUAAAAAAGAAUAUUGCUUACUUCGAAGUUUAUAUUAUUUUAAGCAUAUACAUAUAUAUGAAUAUUUUUUAGGAAAAUUUAUUUUGUUUGUUUAUUACCAAACCAGCUUACAUCAUGGUUCCGUGUUCCUCGUUUUUUUUUGAUGAACAAACUUGUUUGAUUUUUUUCUCUCUCAAGAAAUGCUGACUGUAUUUCUGUUUUUUCUUCUUUCUUGAGUUGUUUUUUUUUACCUUUAUUAUUGAUGUUUACUUAUUUUAUCUAAUGUUAUAAUGAUGGGAUGAGUUUAUUGUAGAUACUGAUAAAUAGUAUCAUUACAAUUUGGAUGAUAAAUUUGAAAUACUUUUAAAUCCAACAUUCAAUAAAAACAACUUUCUGAUCUCUUCUAAUUAUUUGCUGCUUUAAAAGUGUUUCGAGACAUAAAACUAGAUUGACCAGGUUUGUUAAGUAAGUAAUUAAUCAUCAUUUUACUAUGAAUUUCUCUAAACUAUGGUUAUUAUUUUUGAAAGAAUUUACUAUCUAUUUCAGUGUUCAGUUACAUAAUCCAAAAUUGACUUCUCAAAAUAUUGGUUCAUCGCUUUCAGCGUUAAAAACGAAAAUAUAUCAAUCAAAAUGACCAUUUUUUUCUUACAAGUUCCUGUAGACAAAUACACUGGACACAUUUUAGAGAUUAUUUUACAAAACCAGUUCAUAUCAAUGUUAGCUAUUCACACGGAACAAAAUACUUUGUUUGCCAAAUCUAAGAACCUUAAUACUGUGAAACGUUCACUCGUUCAUGGUAUAAAUACCUCUAGCUGGAAUAAUGAAAUCAUCCAGUUACAGCAUUAUAUUUUUCCCUUGGGUUGAGUGAUGGUGCCAAAAAUAUAACAAAUCAUUUUUCACUGAUCCACAGUAACUAUUCUGAAAAAAACCGUUUUGAAUCGAUAACCUUAAAUUAGUAAAUAAUCACUUUGAUUGGGAAUAGAUACAUGAAGAUAAAAGCCAACUGUUUAUUGGCUAAAUGGAUUACGUCAUGGAAGUUAUUUUAAAGUCUUCCCCGUUACUUUGACCUUAGAUAACGGUUUCAGUAAUUCUUUUCCUGAAGCAAGUUUUUUCCUCUCUUGAGUGUUGUUUGAAACCAUCAGUUCAUUAUCUUCCACUUCUGCAUAAAUACUCUCUGUAGGAUGUUUUUAUAACUCCUAUUGAAGCGUCAAAAUAAAGAAACUGAACAAGACUUCUCUUUCCAAAACAAACUGAUCUUAAUAUUGUGUUAAUAUAUACCCGUAAACUAUAAGUUACAACAAUUGACCGAUUCAGCGUACAUGUUCUAGUUUACCACUUCCUGGGCAGACAGAUAUUUAUGCUAUCUACGAAGGCCCAUCCUUUUUCGCCUUCGAAAUCUGGAGCCCAGUCUUAGCAAAAUACAACAAUCAAUAACACCUUGUCUUCCGGAAAGUGUAGUUUCGAGAUACUUAGUAUCUGAUGUUUUUUUUCUCAUUUAACCUACUAUAUACCACCAAAAAAUUCCUAAAAGCAUGCGUCUAAACAUUUCCAUACUGAAGCAUGGUUAUUUUCUUAGUUGUAUGUAGUUGCGCCUCGUCGGACUCCUUUACCUGUUGUUCUUAAUUUUAUCACACCGUACUUACGUAUAUUUUACACUAAUGUUUUCUUACUCGUUAUUUUGUAACUGUAUUUUGAUUUCCACACUUUAAUUUAUUGAUUACUAAUUAUACUAUUCAUCUUAACGUUUUGGAACUAUUGUACUCAUAGUUAAAAUGCUUAACCGAACAAUUUAGACAUUUCUCACCUUUUGUCACCUUAAUUUCUUACCUAAUGUUGUGGUCGGUAUUCUAUAUUAUCCUUAAACUUCGUAUAUUGUUCAUCCUGAUUACCGUUACUAGACAACGACCCCAAUAGUGCAUAAAUCGUAAGAUGAAUGCGAAGCAUCGAUUACGUUUACUAUUACACUACGCACGGGUCCGAAGCCGCAUGUACACGAAGGGAGAGUAAAAGGUUAGCGACGAAAAGCAGACGAGCGAGUGAGUAUGCGAGUAGAAUAAUUAGAGCUGAAAUGUACUUUAUAUACAUAGAGAAAUGAAUGAAUCAUCGAAUCAAUUAAGCGACUAACACUAAAGGUAGCAUGAUGAAUAUUUGCGUAGGCGGUAAACAAUGCUCAAGCGUAUAUAUUUAUACAGGCGUAACACUAGUAAAGACACAGUGGUAUAGAUAUGUUGUUACUGUACGAAUGACUGUCCGUUAAAUAAGUUAGUAAAAAGGAUUAACCAAAUUAAAUGUGGACAAACUCAAAUGUUCGUGAGCUGCUAUUUUAAAAAACUAAAUUAUUUUAUCGAUUUCUUAGUUGUCAUUCCCUAAGUUUGUAUCAUAACAUGCAUGUUGUUUGUAGCUUGAUAAUUCAAUGUCGAAAAAUCAGUCAAUAUUGGGCCUUAUGUUGAAAGGUAGUUCACAAAUAUCCUAUACAGUAAAGGUGUUAGUUUUUGAAGCACUCAGCUCUCAACCAAUAGAGGUCAGGUUUAUAUUCUGCUCCACCUACUUCGUUUUAGUAUGCCACGGUAGUAUUGAUGACCAUUAUGUGAAACGUGUGGCUCAAUUUGCACUUGGUUGUGGAUUAGUUCUCGUAUUCACAUAGGUUAUCUCUGUGACUAUCUUUUACUUUUUAUAAAAAUGUUCAGAUCGAAAAUCGUUUACUUAGUAUAUGGUCUGUCACACAAUUUUACAUCAUGAAUCAUUCCAUUUCCUUUGCAUCUUAGCUUUGUAAACCUACUAAUUAACCUCACUUUUUAUGUACAUAUAUUGGAUCAUAUAUGCAAAAUUUCGUCAUCAAACUGUUUUUUUAUUCAUUUUUCGCAAUCUACUUGCUUUAUAUGAGCAUGUGAAAUGAUUAGCCCAUUUCGAUCUAACAACUGUAAGAUUUAAUUUGCCUACAGAUGAAUUCCUUGAAUAAAUCCCUAUACUGUCACUGAGUCCUAACAUGGCUGCAGUCAAAACGAGUAACUAUGUAUGUAGGCAACAAUUUUAAUCUGCUUCUAAGACAAAAAUGCGAAAUAGCAAUUAAAUUAUAAUGAAAAACAAUAAGCACACUCCUAGCGAACAAUUGCUGGGACAUAACAAAAUGAAACAAUAAAAAGGGUCGGAGUAAUAACCAGCCUGGAAAUAAAUGAGUCUUAAUUGGUAGACGCUUAACUCAACUAUUAUUGUUUGAUUUACUCAUUCAUUGAGAAUAACAGCAACACUGAAAAAUUUGUCUACGUUCGGGCGUAUGCUGAAGCAAUGUAUAUGCGUUCAGCUCACAAAUCAGAUCGUAAAUGCGUAGGUCGUAGUCAUUAGGACUGUAUUAAAUGGUUUUAGUUCCUUAAGAAAGUUGCUUACAAAAUCUUAAUAUUUAUCAAUAAUUAAUAUAGCCUAACAUUUAACAAGUUAAAUUUCACUCAACAAACAUUUUUGUUUAAAAUAAGUUAUUUUAUAGAGAUUUCGUAUAAGUGAAAGGCAAAUUCCGUCUUACUGCAUGGCUUUCACACUUCCAUUGAAUCCACCGGAAAUCGAAGCAGUACACACAGAUCUUCCUGUGGAUACCAUCACCAAUGAUCGUAGAAAGCAGGAUGGCAAUCAGAAUGGAACUCGUCACUAUACAGCAACUUCAUUGGCUAUGAGAAAGCGUUGGACAGCAUAAAUAGAAAAACCUUCUUCGACACUAUGGUGUAUCUGAGAAAAUCGUCAACAUCAUCCAGAAUUCACACGACGUACUAAAGUGCAAAUUCAUGCAUGAAAGACAGCUGACAGACGCAUUCUAAGUGAGAACCGGAGUCAGACAAGGCUGUCUA
This is a messenger RNA of Schistosoma rodhaini, 6228 nucleotides long. The record is from the annotation of a GenBank genome assembly. NCBI's taxonomy places the organism in Eukaryota, Metazoa, Platyhelminthes, Trematoda, Strigeidida, Schistosomatidae.